Messenger RNA from Limanda limanda (common dab), 3048 nucleotides. RefSeq names its product outer dynein arm docking complex subunit 2 (gene odad2). The record is from RefSeq and is a predicted model, not a curated record. Gene Ontology annotation, molecular function: protein binding. NCBI's taxonomy places the organism in Eukaryota, Metazoa, Chordata, Actinopteri, Pleuronectiformes, Pleuronectidae. The transcript is spliced from 20 exons.
AUGGGGGUAUCUCUGACCAAGGCAGCCCAGUGGACCAGCUCUGGUUCUGGCAAACUGGAGCUGACGCCAAUGAAUGAGUCCCUGCUGAAAGAAGUGCUGCGCUCUGUGGAGCAGCUAGUCUCCAGACACCCACAGGAGGCCGAGCAUGUGUUCCAGGAGCCCCUCCAGUGGAGUACCACUUUAGUGGCAUCUGAUUUCAAAACAGACUAUGACAUCAGUGAAUUCAAUGUACAGUCCCAUGAGAAAGACAGUGAGGGGCAACCACUGCUCCGGCUGUCUCCUCCGACUGUUUAUGUGCGGACCUUCAGCCAGCUCUCUAAACUGGUUCAUCUGGCAGCUGAUAAGAAGCUGGAGGAAGCUCAAACGUGUCUAGAAGAAAACAGAGACGCCGUGGUUAAAAUUCUUGGUCCACGCUUUGCUGAAUUCUUGGAGAGAGAAGACACCCAAACCGAUCCGGUAGAUGAAGACACAGCAAAGGACUCAGAGGUCAAGGUCAAGCUGUUUCGUUUGCUCCAAAAUAUGGACCAACAGCUCCUCAGCCGGCUGCUUGAAGAAAUAUCAGAACAAGUCAGGCCCGACCCGGCCGCAGCCAACAGUGGCGUAGAGUCGCUGAAACGAUUCUGCCGUGGAGGGGACAAGAGGGUGUUGAAGUCGGUUCGAUACACAUCAGAUUAUGAAUUUUCUAAUGGCUGCCGCGCCCCCCCUUGGAGACAGGUGCAUGGUGAGAUUUGUUACCUCAUAAUUGAGCCUUGUGACACUGAGGAACUCAACAUCACCUGCAGCACCGCUGGAGUUUAUCUCAACGCGGGCAUAAAACAGGAGGGGGCGGAGAGUGGCUACAAGCGAACAAGUGAUACGUACACAGACCUGCUAACACUCCUGAAGAGCAGAUCUCCAUAUUUCGCUGAGCACAUAAACAAGCAGAUGCCAAAAACAGACAGCACCACGAAAUCUGUUCAAAUUAAGGACCAAGGCCCAUCCGUGAAGUCUCAACCUGGCGAGAAGAAUUAUGAACCAUCUUCAAGAUGGGGUAAUCAAGGUCUCGGCUCUCCAAGUGGGUAAGUUAUAGUUCCCAUGUGUUCACUGUGCCAGCAGCCACAUAUCAUAAAGACCUGCUUAUAUGUUUUUAGGGCAGGAGCCAUGGAUCUGUCCAGUGACAGUUCAACUGAGGAUGAGGAUGACGAGGAGCUGUCAGAACGUCGUCUACAGAUCCAGAUAGAACAGUCCCCUGACUACUGGCUUAUCUACAAACUAGUAAAGUUCUUAAAGAGAGGCGACCAGACCGCCACCGUGCUCUGCCUGUGUGCCAUGUUGGACUUAAAUCUGAUGCAGGAGGGCUGCCAACUGGACAUCUGGGACAUAGGUGGCGUUGAAGUCCUCCUUAACUUGCUGGAUUCAGAUGAAGUCAAAUGCCAAAUUGGAUCUCUGAAAGUCCUACGAAAGAUUAGUCACAGUAUGCUAAUCUGUCAGACCAUUCUUGACAUGGACGGUCUGCAGAGCAUCGUGAAAAUUCUGGACAGACCAUACAAGGAUCUCAAGGCCUUAGCUGCUGAGACAAUCGCCAACGUGGCCAGGUUCCGCAAGGCGAGGACAACCGUCAGGCGAUGUGGUGGAAUCAAGAAACUGGUAAAGCUGCUGGACUGUUUGCCGACUUUAGCCAACUUGACUCCAAACCAGAAGAGGGAUGUGGAGGUGGCCCACUGCGGGGUUUUAGCGCUCUGGAGCUGCAGCAAGUGCAACAGGAAUAAGGAGGCCAUCCGCGUGGCCGGCGGCAUCCCGCUGCUGGGACGACUGCUCAAGUCGCCGGAUGUGAACAUGCUCAUCCCUGUGGUGGGCACCCUGCAGGAGUGUGCAACACAGGAAUGCUACAGGAUUGCCAUUAAGAAUGAGGACAUGAUCAAGGAUUUGGUCGAAAACCUGAACAGUGACAACAAUGAGCUACAAAUGCAUUGUGCAAAUGCCAUCUUCAAGUGUGCAGAGGACAAGGAGACCAGGGAACUGGUGCGUAAGUACAAUGGUCUGGAGCCACUGGUCUUGCUGCUGGGCAAGGCCGACGACAAGAAGCUCCUGGCUGCCGCCACUGGGGCCAUCUGGAAGUGUUCCAUCUGCAAGAAGAACGUGGCUAAGUUUCAGGAACACAAAGCCCUGGAGUCCCUGAUUAGCCUGCUGACUGAUCAGCCUAUAGAUGUGCUGAUAAACGUUGUUGGAGCAAUGGGAGAAUUUGCCAAGGCGGCUGCUAACAGGGGAAUCAUCCGCAAGUGUAAAGGCAUCAAUCCACUAAUUAAUCUGCUCACUGAGACAAACCAGGCGCUGCUCGUGAAUGUGACAAAGACAGUUGGUGCUUGUGCCAUAGACAAGGAAAACAUGGCAGUCAUUAGCCAGCUUGACGGGGUCCGCUUCGUGUGGUCCUUACUGAAAAACUCCAGCACAGAGGUUCAGUCCAGCGCUGCCUGGGCCCUUUGUCCAUGCAUUGAGAAUGCCAAGGAUGCAGGGGAAAUUGUGCGCUCUCUUGUCGGUGGAUUGGAACUGAUUGUUAAUUUGCUGAGGUCAACAAACAACGAAGUGCUGGCCAGCAUUUGCGCCGCCAUCUCCAAAAUAGCCAAAAACAAGGAGAACCUGGCAGUCCUCACUGAUCACGAUGUUGUCCCGCUGCUGGCCAAGUUGACUAACACAACUGACGAAAGACUCCGUCUGCACCUGGCCGAGGCCAUCAGCCACUGCUGUAUGUGGGACGGCAACAAGGCAUCCUUCGGUGAAGCUGGUGUCGUGGCCCCCUUGGUAGACUACCUCAAUUUCGGCAACAGCUCAAUCCAAUAUCACACAACCAUGGCCUUGUAUCAGCUGUCCAAAGACCCCACUAACUGCAUCGCCAUGAAUGAGAGGGGAGUGGUCAAGCCCCUCAUCCUCAUCAUGGGCUCUGAAGACCAGACGCUCCAGGAAGCAGCUGCUGGCUGUGUGCGCAACAUCCGACUCCAGGCUCUGGCAGGGAAGAUCACAGCACCCCAGAAAGUUUCGAUUGGGACUACAAAAUGUUGUUUGAAACUCUGA